AUGGAAGUUACACGUAGAAUAAGUGUUCUGUCUGACUUUGAGAUCGGGAAACAACUUGGUCGUGGGAAGUUCGGGACUGUUUUCCUUGCAAGAACAAAGAAGUCGCAUUUUCCAUGUGCAAUAAAAGUUAUUUUCAAAAAACAGAUUGUGAAGAACAAACUAGAACACCAAAUAAGACGCGAAAUAGAAAUCAUGUGUCAUCUCCAGCACCCCCACAUUCUUCAGCUGUACACAUAUUUUCAUGAUCACAAGAGAAUUUACCUGGUUCUUGAGUAUGCUUUUUUAGGUCAAAUGUAUACUGAGCUGCGAAGGCUCGGACGCUUUAGUGAGGCGCGUUCAGCCACAUACAUAUACCAGCUUUGUGAUGCGCUUAUGUACUGCCACCGGAUGAAAGUAAUCCAUCGCGAUAUCAAACCUGAGAACUUACUUCUUGGUUUUCAUCAAGAGUUGAAACUAUCGGACUUCGGUUGGGCUGUUCAUGCUCCAUCACUCAGGAGACGAACGCUUUGCGGAACAAUAGACUACUUAGCUCCAGAAAUGGUUGCUGGGGUUUCCCAUGAUGAACGUGUGGAUCACUGGACUGUUGGAGUUUUAUGCUAUGAAAUGCUUUGUGGUAAACCUCCGUUUGAACAUCCUAAUACACAAGACACUUAUGCCUGUAUCAGAACUGCUAAAUAUACCUUCCCUCCUGUUAUAACUCCGAUGGCACAAGACAUGAUAUCUAAGAUCCUUCAACGUUAUCCGACGGAUCGGUUGUCCCUAGAAGGAAUCAUCUCUCACCCAUGGAUUCAAAACUUCGCAAAUAAAACUUCUUUCCAUUCUACUGUUAAGCCCAGACCUAGAUCCUGA
This is a messenger RNA of Schistosoma margrebowiei, 849 nucleotides long. The record is from the annotation of a GenBank genome assembly. Lineage: Eukaryota; Metazoa; Platyhelminthes; Trematoda; Strigeidida; Schistosomatidae.